AUGCUGUUAACUUCACCUGGUAACGACGCUGGGACGGAAGCUAUCUGCCUGAGUACGCCCAGCGUUCCAGCUAAGCUCAGAAUCAGCCCCUUCCGCGAAGCGCAAGACGAACUUCUCUCGGCUCUCGGGAAGGCGCUCCCAUAUGCGCCGUUAGAGCAUGUUCUCUCCACAUGCAUCGACCUCUACAUGCAAUGGGAGUUUCCCACAGGUCCGGUGAUCUGCGAGCCAAUAGUGCGCCAAGCCGUCCCCAUCGUCGUCCCAAUUCUCCGGGGCGAAACGGCGAUUCCCAGCAGCUCGGUUGCCGGGCCCUCCACUUCGGACGUAUCGACAACCCGGGCCUUUGCUCUGUUGACAGGCAUGUGCGCGUUCGUAUCGUCCAGUCUGCCAAGUGACUUCUUCGCGCCAGGCAGCGCGUUGGCAUGGCCUUUUCUCAGGACGUCACGCGAGGCUCUUCGGUUAUACCAAGAUUACGACGUCGAGCAUCCCGAGAGCAGUUCGGUGAUUAUCCGGUACUUCCACUCGAACGCGCUUCAUGCGCUGGGAAAGACACGCGUUUCGUGGCAUGUUAUGGGCGAAGCUCUGCGUCUUGUCCAGGAGAUGCGUCUGUAUGAUGAGACGAGUUUUGCAGAGCUCGAGUGGCCUGAGGCCCAGCUGAGGAGGAACGCGUUCUGGCACCUUUACAUUGGUGACAAGUCUGCCUCCAUCUUGCAGAAGGUGCCGAUUUCUCUGCAUCAGAUGUGUCUGGAUACGCCCAUCACCACGAUCUUCGACGAGAACAUGGCAUGCGGACUGAUGGACACGACGCAUAAUCCAAGUAACAUCGCUUUCGAAAGCCAACUACGCGUGGGCUUUCAUCUUUGUUUCCGGCUCUGGUACACCGCAUCAGAAAUGCUCAUCGACUUGAAUCUCCUGACUCGUCUUCAAGGCAGAAGCGACGCUGUCGCCACAACACCGCCAGACACCACGACUUUGAGAACGAGUAUCAUGAAGUCAUACUUUGACUUCACGAGCAUUCUGCAUAAUUGUCCGCCUUGGAUAAGAGACCCUUCUUCUAGUGAAGAUACAGCGACGAACGAAGCCAUGCUCCGGUUCCGGACUCGCUCUUUUGCCACGCAGAAGGCAAAUCUUUUCGUGACGCUACACGCAUUACGCCUAGUGCUUCUUUGCCGGUUCGCCGAUCGUGGCUUUGCCGAGAUCCUCGGGCUCACCAACGAUCCGACGAUGCUGUCUCUCCGGAAAGUGGAGAUCGCGAGUGACUUGGUAGAGAUUGUCACCGAACUGCCGUUCGAAGCGCUCCAAGCCAACGGAGAGCCAUGCGUCGAGAAACUACGCCAAGUCGGCGUGGCUCUGCUUGAAAUAAUUCAUAGCGUGACCAACGACGCAAUCUCCGCCCGCGCCAAGUCCCUGUUUAGCACGCUUCUGGACGUUCUCGCGCGACUCAAUUCCAGAGUCUCGGACGAGCUGAGCAAUGACCGCUAG
Colletotrichum gloeosporioides is the source of this 1479-nucleotide messenger RNA. RefSeq lists its product as uncharacterized. Gene Ontology annotation, molecular function: DNA binding; zinc ion binding. Gene Ontology annotation, biological process: DNA-templated transcription. The coding region runs from base 1 to 1479 and encodes 492 amino acids. The transcript has 3 exons. The record is from RefSeq and is a predicted model, not a curated record. Lineage: Eukaryota; Fungi; Ascomycota; Sordariomycetes; Glomerellales; Glomerellaceae.